GGCGCGGAGUGGCAGCGCGGCGACCCAAUGAGACGCGGCCGGGAAGGGGCAGGCCGCGCCGCGCGAAGCGGUGGAGGGGGGCGGUCGUGGAAAGAUGGCAGUGGCCGGCAAAGGAGUCGUGGCUACGGCGGUGAAGCCGAUCUUCAGCCGGGACUUGGGCGAGGCGAAGCGACGCGUGAGGGAGCUGUACCGAGCCUGGUACCGCGAGGUGCCCAACACCGUACACAUAUACCAGCUGGACAUCACAGUGAAACAGGGGCGUAAUAAGGUGCGGGAGAUGUUCAUGAAGAAUGCCCAUGUUACAGACCCUCGGGUGAUUGACUUGCUGGUUAUUAAGGGAAAAAUGGAACUUCAAGAAACUAUUAAUGUAUGGAAGCAGAGGACUCACAUCAUGAGGUAUUUCCAUGAGACAGAAACUCCACGACCUAAAGACUUUCUGUCCAAAUUCUAUGCAGGCCAUGAUCCUUGAGAUGGACUGGGUGUGUCUUGCUGCCUUGUAUUACAAAUAAAGAGCUAUAUAGUAGAAAGAAAAUCUGUUCAGAAAGAGUGUAUACCACUGUGUAUAUAAGAGCCUAAUGACUAAAUUUGAAUCCAGUG
This is a messenger RNA of Dromaius novaehollandiae (emu), 597 nucleotides long. It is a transcript of the gene NDUFA6, whose product is annotated as NADH:ubiquinone oxidoreductase subunit A6. Gene Ontology annotation, biological process: response to oxidative stress. The transcript is spliced from 3 exons. Bases 95 to 469 code for a protein of 124 amino acids. Lineage: Eukaryota; Metazoa; Chordata; Aves; Casuariiformes; Dromaiidae. The record is from RefSeq and is a predicted model, not a curated record.